Messenger RNA from Cordyceps militaris CM01, 1449 nucleotides. RefSeq lists its product as uncharacterized. The coding region runs from base 1 to 1449 and encodes 482 amino acids. Lineage: Eukaryota; Fungi; Ascomycota; Sordariomycetes; Hypocreales; Cordycipitaceae. The transcript is spliced from 6 exons. The record is from RefSeq and is a predicted model, not a curated record.
AUGCCUGCUUUCCACCGACCUCAUCAGCUGUUCCCGCAGCACCGCGACCCGAAGAUCCAUGUCUCCCUCGAUCGGGCUCGACGCCGGCGUCCAAGGCAGCGCAACAUGGCGCGAUCCCGCACAGCACAGCCCCGUCCCCGGAUCGGUAGCCGAUCUCUGCAAUACGUGUCCCCGGCGCGCGGGAGGGUACUGCACCGCGCUCUGCGACAGCACGAGCCAGCGUGCCCAUCGGCGGUCCGCAGCCGGCGGCGCGUCGUGGUCGCCGAGCAUCGUCUCCCAGCGCUCAAUCCAGCGCGCGAGGUCGCGAAUCUCGGCGUCGCGCAGGGCCGUCUCCGCCGGGGUGACGUCGACGGCGGUGCGGCGGCGGCGGCGGCGACGCUGCAGCUUCUCGAGACGGCGGCGGAGGGUGUGUAUCUCGAGGGGCGUCGGGGCGGCGGCGGCGCGUGUCACGGCGGCCUGGUACGACGGCGGCGGGCAGCCGAGGUCGUCGACGCAGUAGACGGGCGGGUGCCGGCGGCGGUGGUCGGGCGGCGCCACGUCCAGGUAGCCGAGGGGCUGCUCGGCGUCGAAGGGCUUGGUGCCGCGGCGGAAGCGGCGGCGCAGCAGGUAGAAGCACAGCCAGACGACGGUGGCGAGCAGGGCCAUGCCGACGAUGCAGGCGAUGAAGACGAUGGGGUUUUGCUGCGACAGCAGCAUCUUGGGCAGUUGCGCCGCGUGGUAUGGACUAGGAUGAUGGAUUAUACAAGGUGUGGGAAUAAUGUAGCAGAGGCUGUAGAAGUUGGGAAUAAUGUAGCGCUUCCGGCUUCAUCAUCUGCGUCUUUUCACGCUUUCGUGCUCGGUUACUCUUUGCGGCCUGCAGAUUGUGCCGGAUUCGGCGGUUGCAUCGCCCUACCAGCAACGGGUUACUUUUUGAAAUUCCCUUUCCUUGAGCUUGAUGAUUCAACACUCGCUCAGGCGCGGGCACUGACCGGGAGCGGCGGCCCUGAGUGGGGCCGGCUAGAACAAAGGAGCGCCGCAUACGGAAUACGCGAGCGAAAGGAAUCUGCUAGGCAAUUAACGCGUCUGCGACCGUACGAUGGACGCGGUGUAGCCCAGGAAUGCGGCUCUCUCGCCCUCGACCAAUGCAGCUGUCUCUUCUUCGCAACUACGCCCAUCGCAUAUCCACCGCCGCCCUUGACUGGAAUGCUAUCACCAGUCCGCCUCCCUCAUCCCUCAUCCCGUGCACCCGCCCACCUAACUACCCAGGUGCGCCGCGCCCUCCAACCCCUCUCGCUUACAAUGGCGAGUUCGAGUCGCAUUGUAUUAGAUAGCGCCUUUCUCCGCUUGCCUUGCGAACGCAGAGUGGGAUAUUGCCUGCCCCCUGCCCAGAGUUGUACCCUGUUCUCCAUGCCAGACGCUGGCGAAGCCCUCAAGACCUCAGCUGUUCUUGAUAUAAUGCACCUCGCUUAA